Caenorhabditis sp. 36 PRJEB53466 is the source of this 855-nucleotide messenger RNA. Lineage: Eukaryota; Metazoa; Nematoda; Chromadorea; Rhabditida; Rhabditidae. The record is from the annotation of a GenBank genome assembly.
AUGCAUUUCCGAGCGUUUCUUUGUGUUUUGGUGCUCUUGCUUGGUGGGUUACUUUACCUGUACCGGUACCUGUAUCAACCAUCUAAUCGCAGGCGUCAAUUCCAAGCCCCACCCCCGGAACAAUCUGCUGGAAGCCUACUUCAAGCACCGAGAGGCUCACAACUCGUUGCAUAGUAACCGACACGUGUUGCGGACAAAUGGACGGAACUACUUGGAUUACUCUGCCGAGGAGGCGGCCAGAGAGCCCGGUAGCUUUGUGAAAUUGCACGAGAACAAGCUGAAGGGAUGGCAGGGACUGUCUCAGCCAGUGUCCCCGCAUCGGGACGAGCUCAGAGCCGCCACCAUGAUACAGGUACGGUCAAGGAGUAUCCGCAUAGAUUCUAGGAAUCUAUCAUAGCUAUCAUAUACAUAGUUAUUAUAGAUCGGGCCGGCAUAAGACACUCUUAAAAGUCUAGUUCUACUUAUAUCACUCUCUAUGAAACCGUCAAAGUCUAUAGUAUUUAUUAAUCUAUCAUGGCCGGGCCUAGAAUACUGUUUCACGAGUCACAUUUGUUACAAGCAGCCUGAACUUACUAGUGGGUUACAUGUUUUCCCCUUCUUUGAAACCUUGACGUCAAGUUUUGCGCCCAAAUGUUUAGUUCCUUCCAGUUUACGCAAAUAUUCAGUCAACCAACGGUAUUCGGUUCUAUCACAGUAGUUUAAUGCCCAAUGAAACUGUCAACGAGUUAACUCGAACUUGAAAGAUCUAGUUGAUUCAUUGAUAGGUAUAUGAAUGCCAUCUUCAUUUCAUUUCAGAAGCUGCACAGCUACAGUAAGCGUCUAGCGGGUCACAUUGCCGCCGCCGCCGCCGCCUAA